Branchiostoma belcheri (Belcher's lancelet) is the source of this 2279-nucleotide messenger RNA. RefSeq names its product cell death abnormality protein 1-like. NCBI's taxonomy places the organism in Eukaryota, Metazoa, Chordata, Leptocardii, Amphioxiformes, Branchiostomatidae. The annotation marks the transcript as partial. The record is from RefSeq and is a predicted model, not a curated record. Gene Ontology annotation, molecular function: scavenger receptor activity. The transcript has 12 exons.
UGUAAGUCUGUCUUUAUUACCCCCACAGCAACUUGUGACCCAGAGUGCUCGGAACACGGGACCUGUACAGGAGCAAACUACUGCACCUGUGCCAAUGGGUGGAGGGGUCCAACUUGUGCAGACAGGUGUCCUCCAGGCUACAUGGGUGCAAACUGCGUGGCCACCUGUCCGGCAGGUAAACAUGGACAGGACUGUCUGGAGGAUUGCAGGUGUGAACACGGAGCCACCUGCCGAGGCACAGACGGGUUCUGUAACUGUACUGCAGGUUGGAGAGGUGAACACUGUAACGUGCCCUGUCCAGGUGGCACAGCCGGACUAGACUGUGAGCUACAGUGUAACUGUGCAGAACACGGAACCUGCAACCCCUUUACUGGGGACUGCCUGUGCGAUGCAGGUUACCAUGGUAACCAGUGUGAGUCGGAGUGCUCUGAAGGUCGUUACGGCCCCGGAUGCCUGUUCAGCUGCCACUGUCCCGGGAACAACUCUGUCUGCCGGCCUAGAGACGGGAAGUGUAUGUGUGACCCUGGCUGGACCGGAGACAGCUGCACAGUCUCCUGUCCAUUUGGUUACUAUGGCGACGGGUGUUCCCAGAAGUGUGCCUGUCACCAUGGCAACAGCUGUGAUCAUGUGACCGGGAGAUGCCACUGCCCCAUGGGGUACACAGGAGAGAGGUGUGAAAAUGAAAUUGCCACAGUUCUGACGGCUGCCAGCACGGCUGAUUCCGUCUCCCAUGGCAAUGUGCUGGUGUUCUACAUCGUCGUCGCCGUGGCGAUGGGAGUUCUGCUGAUCGUCCUGGUCCUGUCAUUGGCCGUGUGCAGGAGGAGGCGGAAGGCCUGCUUCCAUAAAAGGGAGACCAGCCGACACCCCAUGGAGCUUGAGACAUUGAUGGUUGCGGCGCCGGUGGCUGAAUGUGCGGCUGUGAAUGAGGAGAACAGGAAAAACAGCUUCACCCAGAGACAGUGCAUGGUCGUGGUGAAAUCAGGUGCUCCCCGAAAGUACACGAAGCUACCCGACCAGCCGGCAGCUGUAUCAGGUGCUUCAGGUGUUCCAGGUGCUCCACCUGAUAUGGCAGGUGCUGUAGGUGGGCAGGUGACCUUUGCAGAGGUGGCAGCUGCAGCCAAAGGUACAAGUUCUACACAACAACAGAACGUUACGCCAGCAAACCUGUAUGAGGAUGUGGAGAUACCCCCUACAUGUACCCAAUCGACCGUCACAGUAAAGAAACAACCGUCCUUCUGGCAAAAACUGUCCCGAAAAAGCACCAAAAAUGACAAAGAAGAGAAGAAAAGAGACUCCAACAAACAAGUACAAGAUGACGACACCAUCUAUGAAGAAAUCGCACGCGUGCGGAAGGAAGCAGCGAAGAAGGAGAAGAAGAAGAAAAGGAAGGCGCAAAGCUCAGAACCUGCGUUGCCAACAGCAACUCCGCUCCCUACAACACCGGAUAAGAACUUCUACAUGCCUCUGGUCCAUCCGCAAACACCGCUGCCUCGCGUGACAAGCAUCGUAUCGGAAGGAGACAGAACAUCGCACAUCUACGCGUACGUGGACUACAGCAAGGCAACAACGCCAGCCACCUGCGCAGGGGACGAACCGCCUGUACCGGCGUCACCUGGACGGUAUGACUACAUUGGCAAUGCGGCCACACCCUCUAGGGAUAGAAUGACAGGUACGUCCACCGACGGUGCUGUAAGUGUGGAAGGAAUAGACAACAUACAACCAUCGUACAAGAACGUGCCCAAACCCGAAGACAACAAUGACAGUGUGUUCGCAGCCGAGAACGAUUAUGUUAACGACGUUAACGAGGUUCUAACGCCGUACGAAGAGAUGAAAAGCGUUGCUACCGGCAAUGCCAACGGAGACACCGAAACGGGGUACGAAACACCACGACCUUUGAGCAAAAGGUCAAGCAGUAAGACUCAGUACGAAGACAUGACAGGGUCCACUCCAAUCCUGGAUAAGAUCUUGAAAGAAGGGAAGGAAGGAAGGAAAGAGAGCAAAGACGGAGGGAUAUCGUAUGAGAAGAUGGGAGGGGGAAGCCAGUCACUUCCAGACAUUCUUCUGUAGAAAAAAAGUGACACCCUGUCCACCCCUCCUGAACAAGUGAACUUGUCCUACUUUCAACUCCACUGCCAUGUAGGUAUAGAAGAAACCAUUGCUACUGAGGGGUGUACCUAGAUGUGUUCCCUCCUGGAGUGAGUGUGUGGGUGAGUGAGUGAGUGAGUGAGUGAGUGAGUGAGUGAGUGAGUGAGUGAGUGAGUGAGUGAGUGAGUGAGUGA